AUGAAUUCAAACAUCGAUCCUAUCUCCAAAAUUCGGGUGGCGACCAAUAAGGCUUGGAAGAUUGUUGCCAGAGUGAUACGAUUUUGGAGAGUCCCAAACAACAAGGAACCGAGUCAACCCGACUUCAUUGACAUGAUCCUUAUGGAUUCUAAGGGUGACAAGAUUCAAGCUACAGUGUGGAGUAGCCAUGUUGAAAAAUUUGAGGCAGUCUUAAAAGAGGGGUUGUGUUAUGAAAUUGUUAUUCUCAGCGUUGCUAUCAAUAGCUACAAAUACAAACCUUGCACUCAUCCGUGCAGGUUGUAUUCCAAGUUGCAAAUCGAAGUGAAACCUAUAGAAGCACGAAAUAUUCCCUAUUAUGGGUUUAGUUUUGCACCAUAUGCUUCAAUAUUUGAAAACCCUAAAGAGGAUGAAAAAUUGAUCGCUCCUCCUCCUCCUCCUCACAGAGAGGGCAAAGAUGGGCCUUUGUUGGACACGUCUCUAAAAACUCGAUCUAAGGGCAAGGAUUGGGAGAAGUUGUCAAUCACUAAGCUGGUGUCUUUGGAUCUGUUCACAGUGCUUGAUAUUGAAAGAGGUUAUUCUCCAAAAGAAGUGUUGCUCCUGUUAUUCUCCUCAGCCAGUAGAGAAAAGGAGAGACUUUCAAACUCUCUUGCUCCCUUCCGCAAUCCAAACAAGUCAAUGAGGUUCUUGAGGUUGAAACUGUUUCUAAGUUUUGCUGGUGUGCUCUUGAUGAGCUUUUCUAUUGGUCCUGCUAUCUCCAGCAUGAUGGAGCUUGGGCUAAUUGUUCCGGCCUUUUUGACAUUUGGGUCUGCUGGAGUCAUACUGAUAAGUUUUAUGAUUUGGGUCUCCAAGCUCUGGCUGAAAUUUGUGGCGGUUCGUGAUUUAUUUGCACCAGGGACAGCACUGAGAUCUCUAGCCAUAGUGUUACUAUUGCUGAUUAGUUAUCUCUUCAAUCUUGCUGUACACUUGCUGCGAGUACCCUCAGAUCCGAUUAGCGAUGCCGUACAUGAUCAGACUGCAACUGCGAGCUGCGUUCUCUGGGGUUUGACUACGGUCAUAGCUGGGCGGCUAUAUUAUCUGAAGGGUAUAAUUCUGUUACUUCAACGGCCACUAAUUGCGACGAGUAUCAGUUUCGGAUUCAGAUGUGCUGAUAUUGUUGAGUGUUUUGCGGUACGGUAUUCUAUCUACUUCUCGUCACUGCUAUCAGCAGUGGUUCUGCUGUUGCUUUUCGAUGCCGGAAUCUUCCUUACCUUCCGCGAUCUCCUCCGCCGUCUCCUCCGCCGUGCUCCUGCUGCAUAAGACUUCUUACAACUGAGACUUGAAAACUUAUUGCUUAUUUGCAUAUUGUGUAGGAUUUGUGAGUUAUUCUAAUAAUGAAAACUUAGACUUUUGAUAUGAGUUUUAGUAUCAACUUUGAGUCAACCUUCAUUUCUGAGUUUCUUGCUUCAUUGUUCAUUGGUGUUAUGGAUUUGAUUAACCUGUGUGCAGCAUUAAGAGUCCAUUUUAUCCAUAAAUUCUUGGCUGAGACAUUCUUUCAUCUCUCUCAAAUAGUGUUCUUUAAGUUGA
Molecule: messenger RNA, 1563 nt
Organism: Lotus japonicus
Lineage: Eukaryota; Viridiplantae; Streptophyta; Magnoliopsida; Fabales; Fabaceae
Exons: 5
Coding region: 1-1296 (431 amino acids)
Source: RefSeq, a predicted model, not a curated record